Molecule: messenger RNA, 2534 nt
Organism: Panthera uncia (snow leopard)
Lineage: Eukaryota; Metazoa; Chordata; Mammalia; Carnivora; Felidae
Gene: ARPC1B
Product: actin related protein 2/3 complex subunit 1B
Exons: 10
Coding region: 106-1224 (372 amino acids)
Biological process (GO): Arp2/3 complex-mediated actin nucleation
Cellular component (GO): Arp2/3 protein complex; actin cytoskeleton
Molecular function (GO): actin filament binding
Source: RefSeq, a predicted model, not a curated record
CCGCCCACGAGGAAGUGGCUGCGGCGCGGCGCGGGGCCCAGAGCCGGUUCGGCGCGUCGACUGCCCAGAGUCCGCGGCCGGGGCGCCCCGAGGAGCUGAGCAGUCAUGGCUUACCACAGCUUCCUCGUGGAGCCCAUCAGCUGUCACGCCUGGAACAAGGACCGCACCCAGAUUGCCAUCUGCCCCAACAACCACGAGGUACACAUCUAUGAGAAGAGCGGGGCCAAGUGGGUCAAGGUGCACGAGCUCAAGGAGCACAAUGGACAGGUGACAGGCAUCGACUGGGCCCCCGAGAGUAACCGGAUUGUGACCUGCGGCACAGACCGCAACGCCUACGUGUGGACGCUGAAGGGCCGCACGUGGAAGCCCACGCUGGUCAUCCUGCGGAUCAACCGGGCUGCUCGCUGUGUGCGCUGGGCCCCCAACGAGAACAAGUUCGCUGUGGGGAGUGGUUCCCGUGUCAUCUCCAUCUGCUAUUUUGAGCAGGAAAAUGACUGGUGGGUGUGCAAGCACAUCAAGAAGCCCAUCCGCUCCACGGUCCUCAGCCUGGACUGGCACCCCAACAACGUGCUCCUGGCCGCAGGCUCCUGUGACUUCAAGUGCCGGAUCUUCUCAGCCUACAUCAAGGAGGUAGAGGAGCGUCCAGCACCCACCCCGUGGGGCUCCAAGAUGCCAUUUGGGGAGCUCAUGUUUGAGUCCAGCAGUAGCUGUGGCUGGGUGCAUGGCGUCUGCUUUUCAGCCAGUGGCAGCCGCGUGGCCUGGGUCAGCCACGACAGCACUGUGUGCCUGGCCGAUGCCGACAAGAAAAUGGCCGUGGCAACUCUGGCCUCUGAAACGCUGCCGCUGCUGGCCCUGACCUUCAUCACUGAGAACAGUCUGGUGGCAGCGGGCCACGACUGUUUCCCGGUGCUGUUUACCUACGACAGUGCCACGGGGACGCUAAGCUUCGGUGGGCGGCUGGAUGUGCCCAAGCAAAGCUCGCAGCGUGGCUUGACGGCCCGCCAGCGCUUCCAGAACCUGGACAAGAAGGCGAGCUCAGAGGGCGGUGCGGCCGCAGGCUCGGGCCUGGACUCGCUGCACAAGAACAGUGUGAGCCAGAUCUCGGUGCUCACCGGAGGAAAGGCCAAGUGCUCCCAGUUCUGCACCACGGGCAUGGAUGGCGGCAUGAGCAUCUGGGACGUGAAGAGCUUGGAAUCAGCCUUGAAGGACCUCAAGAUCAAAUGACCUGUGAGAAAUAUGUUGCCCUCAUCUCAACUGCUGGGGGGAGGGGGUCAGGGAGGCUAAGGGUUGCUGUGCUGAACGUUUCUAGGGUACCAGUUUGGGUCCCCAUGGGGACUGCUCCAUCCAGAGGGGAGGGACGGGGUGGGAAGCUUUUCUUACCUAUUGAAGGAACACGUGCCUUUUUCUUAAAGAAAUGCUUUCAUUUAGUGUGAAAAACAAAUGUUCCCAAAGCACGGUGCUGGUCAUGAACUGCUUCAAAAACAUGGAGGGAAUAAAAAAGCAAUCACAGACCUGGUCUCUGUGUCUGGGAGAAGUUCAUUUUCACAAGGGCUCAGGUAGCUUAUUUUUCCUUGUCAGCAAAAUUGAUCUUUAAACCCAAGGGCCUUCCCCUAAAUGGUUCCUUUCCCUGCAGUCCAGCCAGGGGGCUGCCAGAAGCAGGUGUCCGUCCCAUCAUUCAGUAGCCUGAUUCCCAGACCAGCGGUUGCACAUUUUAGCUGGUUCUGGGCUUUAAUGGGAAAGUAUUUCUCUACUCGAUGCUGGCAGUUGAUUUUUGAUACAUGCACAUGAUUUCCUGAGACAGUUUUUCCCCCAUUCCUGUUUCACUCAGAGCGCCUAUUUAACGUGUGCUUCUUAGUGUCCUAUUCACGGUUUUUUCUUAGUCUAGUUGGGUAACAUGAUUUACAUCAACAGAUCAGAACUGUGAACUCCCCCUUACAUUUGCAUAAAAAUGGUACCUCAAGAUGCCUUCUCUCAAACUGUUGUAGGCCCGUCCCUCAAGAGAGCCGCCUCAGUCGCAAGAGGCCCACAGAUCCUUCUUUAAAUCACAAUGAGACGGGCCACACAACUCCUCUUAUUGUCUAUGAAAUGCAGUGCCAAGGUCCACCCAGCCAGUACCAGCCCUCUGCAAAGUGAGCUUCUGGUCCUGACUCAACUGUUGUCAGGCACCGGAAGGCUAGGGAGAUAUUCGCAUACGUUUUUCUACAGCUCAGCUCGGGGCUGGAAACAUGGCCCCAGGGUAUCAGUGUUGUUCCGAGACCCCGAGGAACAGGCCCCCCCUUACUCUUAGAGAAAGAUGAACGGCAAACAGGCUCUUGUUUGGCCACCGAGGCCUCAAGCAGAGGCUUCACAGUGUCAACCGUCUGCCCUCAUUACAGACAAGUCUUGGCUUAAAGCUGACAGGCUUGGGGUGCCUGGGUGGCUCAGUUAAGCGUCAGACUCUUCAUUUCUGACAGCGUAGAGCGUGCUAGCGAUUCUUUCUCUUCCUCUCUCUCUCUCUGCCCCACCCCUGCUCAAGUGCUCUUUCUCACAAAACA